Messenger RNA from Synchytrium microbalum, 279 nucleotides. RefSeq lists its product as uncharacterized. Gene Ontology annotation, biological process: protein peptidyl-prolyl isomerization. The transcript has 2 exons. NCBI's taxonomy places the organism in Eukaryota, Fungi, Chytridiomycota, Chytridiomycetes, Synchytriales, Synchytriaceae. The record is from RefSeq and is a predicted model, not a curated record. Gene Ontology annotation, molecular function: peptidyl-prolyl cis-trans isomerase activity. The coding region runs from base 1 to 279 and encodes 92 amino acids.
AUGCACUACACUGGCAAAUUGUUGGACGGCAAGAAAUUCGACUCCUCAUUGGACAGGAACUCACCCUUUGAGUUUACUCUUGGAGCUGGUCAGGUUAUAAAGGGCUGGGAUCAAGGAUUGCUAGGAAUGUGUGUUGGCGAGAAGAGGAAGCUCACUAUACCACCCAGUCUUGGUUAUGGUGACCGAGGUGCAGGUGGAAGCAUACCAGGAGGUGCAACUCUAGUCUUUGAUGUCGAAUUGCUCGAAAUCAAGGGCGAUUCCCGUCCAGAAGACUUGUAA